Recurvomyces mirabilis is the source of this 669-nucleotide messenger RNA. RefSeq lists its product as uncharacterized. The record is from RefSeq and is a predicted model, not a curated record. Lineage: Eukaryota; Fungi; Ascomycota; Dothideomycetes; Mycosphaerellales; Teratosphaeriaceae. The coding region runs from base 1 to 669 and encodes 222 amino acids. The transcript has 4 exons.
AUGCCUCCAGAACUAUUCUCCCCUUCGACCAACAAUGCAGAUGGGAACCUCAAGACUACCAUCAAGACCUUUCCGACGCCUACUCAUGCUGAUACCUCGUCCUUCGCGGCCGCGUCCGACGACGAUCCUGCACUCCAACGUCGGAUCGCUGGCUCUGCUUCCGUGAAGCAUCUAGACCAGCAAACUAGCCUUCGAGACAAUACGUCUCUGGGUAUCACCGACGACCACAAGGCUUCAGACGGUACCUCUCCAUCUGGCGCUGUCACCGUCUCUCGUUCCGGUACUGUCAUCGAGCCGAUCACCCCUUCCGAGAAGCCUCAGCCCAAGACCAAUUUUGUGGAUUGGUUCUCAAAACGCCUUCCCAAAGUUCACAACCCGACUCUUUCUGCGAACGGCCCUGCCAAAUGGGACAAGACCAUUCUCAUGUCGACGCUUUACGAGUACGGCAUCCAAGUUGUGGAUCAAGCGAAGACAUUUCGGGACGAAGCUAAAAAAUCAAGGAAGAAUGGACGGCCGACCCGGGAGAAGGUGGUCAAAACAGCUGAGCAGAAGGAAUCAGCCCUGAAGGAGUUUGAGGAGAUGAAUAAGAAAGGAAGAGGAGUGGUAGAACGAGUUCGUCAAGCAGUAGUGCCGGCGACCUGCUCACAUGGCAUAGUAAAGCGCUUAUGA